AUGGAGUCAAAAGUCGCGGUCAAUCUGAUCAAGACUCGCUUUCUCGUUCUUUCAGACACCCACGGCAUGGCCUUCACGCCCGAGAACCAUCCCCUUCAACUCGAGAACCGCACCCAGCACGUUGAUGUCGCCAUCCACUGUGGUGAUUUGACAGAAGAGUCCAAAACCGCCGAGUUUAUCACCACUCUCGAGCUUCUAAAGAGCCUCGAUGCAAAGCUCAAGCUUGUUAUUGCCGGCAACCAUGACUUCACGUUGGAUGUUCCAAUAUUUAAAAAGAAAGUCGCAGAAGCCAUUCCAGCUCUUCGAGCAGACGAAGUGAGCAAAGAAUACGGCGGCUACGGCGAGAUAAGGACUUUAUUUGAGGAUGCAAGGCAGUCUGGGAUUAUGUUCCUUGACGAGGGCACCCAUCACUUUACGCUCGAUAACGGGGCAAGUUUGACGGUAUAUGCCAGCCCUUACACCCCUUCACGGGGUGAAGGGGGAUUUCAAUAUUCACCCCAGGAGGGGCACACAUUUGCUAUCGAACCCAAUACAGAUGUGGCUAUAACUCAUGGCCCUCCUAGGGGUAUACUGGACUUUACAGACGCACAUCAACGAGCGGGAUGCAAGGAUCUUUUGCAGCAGUAG
Thyridium curvatum is the source of this 627-nucleotide messenger RNA. RefSeq lists its product as uncharacterized. Bases 1 to 627 code for a protein of 208 amino acids. The transcript has a single exon. NCBI's taxonomy places the organism in Eukaryota, Fungi, Ascomycota, Sordariomycetes, Thyridiales, Thyridiaceae. Gene Ontology annotation, molecular function: hydrolase activity. The record is from RefSeq and is a predicted model, not a curated record.